AUGGCACAGAAAGGAGUUCAGCUGGACCAGGAGAAAAUAUCUUGUCCCAUCUGUCUGGAUCUCCUGAAGGAUCCGGUGACGGUUCCCUGUGGACACAGCUACUGUGCGGGCUGUAUCCAAAUCCACUGGGAUGAACAGAAUGAGCAGAACGCCUACAGCUGUCCUCAGUGCAGGCAGACCUUUUCACCCAGACCUGUCCUGGGGAAAAACACCAUGUUGGCUGAUCUAGUGGAUGAUCUCCAGAAGAGCAGACUGGAGGCUGCUCAAGCUAGUAACGCCUAUGCUGGACCUGAUGAUGUGGCCUGCGACGUCUGCACCGGGACAAAACGCAAGGCCAGCAAGUCCUGUCUGCAGUGUCUGGCCUCUUAUUGUGAGAAAGACCUCCAGUUUCAUCAUGAAUCUCCUGCCCUAAAGAAACACAAGCUGGUGGAGCCCUCCAAGAAGCUCCAGGAGAACAUCUGCUCCACACAUGAUGAGUUGAUGAAGAUAUUCUGUCGCACCGAUCAGCAGCCAAUCUGUUAUCUCUGCUUAAUGGAAGAACAUAAAGACCACAAAACAGUUCCAGCUGCAACAGAGAGAGCCGAGAGGCAGAAAAAGAUAGAGGACAAUCAACAAAUCAUCCAGAAGAGGAUCGACAAAAGGGAGUACAACAUGAAGAUGCUUGAUCAGGAACUGGGGAUUAUCCAUGGAUCUGGAGAUAACGCGAUCGAGCAGAGUGAGCAGAUUGUGGCUGAGCUGAUCCUUCUCCUGCAGAGCAGAUACUCAGAUCUGAAUGAGCAGGUCAGAUCCAAGCACAAAACUGAGGUACAUCGGGUGAUAGCACUUCGGGAGAAUCUGGCAAAGGAGAUCAUUGAGCUGAAGACAAAAGAAACUGAACUCCAGGAGCUGAUCCACACAGAGGAUCACAUCCAGUUUCUCCGGGACUACCCCUCACUGUCACAACUCAGGGAAUCUACAGACUCAUCCAGCAUCCACAUCCAUCCUCUGGAGUAUUACGAAGAAGUGAUAGCAGACAUGAUCAAACUCAGGGACAAACUGCAGGACGUUCUGACAGAGAGGCCGACAAACAUCCAGCAGACAGAGGCUGGAGUGGACCGUAUACUGUCACAACCAGAGCCCAAGACCAGAGACCAGUUCUUACAGUAUGCCAUCGACCUCACAGUAGAUCCAGACACAGCCAAUGGGCUGUUUGCAUUAUCUCAUGGAGGAAAAAGGGUGAGAUAUGUGGGUGAGAUACAGUCUUACCUCGGAGACCCAGAAAGAUUCCACAGUUUCCUGAGUAAGGAGACUCUGACUGGACGCUGCUACUGGGAGAUGAAGUGGAGAGGAAGAGGACUCUGUGUGGCAGUGGCAUACAACGAGAGCAGCAGAGAAAGGAGUCUGAGCGACCCUAGUUUUGGGCUCGAUGACACCUCUUGGGCGUUGUCUUGUUUUGACCAGUGCUACGACCUCGGUCACAACGGUAUCGUGACUCCACUCAGAGGUCCGUGGUCCACUAGAGUAGGAGUGUACCUGGACCACAGUGCAGGUGUUCUGGCUUUCUACAGCAUCUCUGGAACCCCGACUCUCCUCCGCAGGAUCCAGACCACGUUCACCCAGCCUCUCUGUGCUGGACUUAUGCUGCCAGUAGGUUUCUAUGAGACCACCGCUGAGUUCUGUCAACUGAAAUAG
Cheilinus undulatus (humphead wrasse) is the source of this 1671-nucleotide messenger RNA. RefSeq names its product tripartite motif-containing protein 16-like. Gene Ontology annotation, molecular function: zinc ion binding. The record is from RefSeq and is a predicted model, not a curated record. The transcript has a single exon. The coding region runs from base 1 to 1671 and encodes 556 amino acids. NCBI's taxonomy places the organism in Eukaryota, Metazoa, Chordata, Actinopteri, Labriformes, Labridae.